Aureobasidium pullulans EXF-150 is the source of this 1302-nucleotide messenger RNA. RefSeq lists its product as uncharacterized. Lineage: Eukaryota; Fungi; Ascomycota; Dothideomycetes; Dothideales; Saccotheciaceae. Bases 118 to 1302 code for a protein of 394 amino acids. Gene Ontology annotation, molecular function: zinc ion binding; DNA-binding transcription activator activity, RNA polymerase II-specific. The record is from RefSeq and is a predicted model, not a curated record. The transcript has 2 exons. Gene Ontology annotation, biological process: regulation of transcription by RNA polymerase II.
GGCGUGUGGUUCAUCCUGCAUGACGAUGUUUUCCGUGCUGGAUCUUCACUCUCCCAAGGCUCCCAGAAAGAGGGAAGUGGUCUUGUUCGAGCAUCCUCGAUUUUGUGAGUCGGCGAUAUGCAAUUGAAGCCUCGAAAGCGGAAGGCGCAUACCAAGUCUCGGGCUGGGUGUAUAGCAUGCAAGCAUCAACACACUAAGUGCGAUGAAGGACGCCCACGUUGUGGACGGUGCGAAAGACUCGACAUUGAUUGCGUUUUGGGCCCGCCGCCAAGUUCGGCUUCGAGCUCCAGGCAGACUGCCUCAAGGCCUCCGUCGCAGGAACUUGCAUCGCCUACCAGACCUCAUGUUGCAGAGCCUCUUCAUAUCCUCGAUCUAGAGCUGUUGCACAACUAUAGCUUUGACACAUAUGCGACCUUUCUUGGCAAAGGACUCGAUCAUGAUGUGUUUCGUACUAAGUUGGUCCAGCUUGGGUUUAAGCAUACAUAUGUUCUCCAUGCUCUCCUAGCUAUAUCAGCCCUCCACAUGCACUAUAAGGAUGCUGCACGGACUUCUCUUCCAACCACCGCCGCGGAGCAUUUCGACUCUGCCUUACAUCUCGCGCAAUCAACCAUGGGUCAUGUCACCGAGGAAGACGCGAUUGCCAUGUUUUUCUUCUCAUCGACUACGGCUGUUUACGCCUUAGCAAAGGAUUAUUCAAAUCCGUACAGCCAUCUCACCUCUGCGUCGGACCCCGUAGAUGACUUCGUUCUCUACUUCAACCUCACUCGUGGCGUCCACACUAUAGUGCGGCACCACUGGCCUUUUCUCGAGCACUCUUGGAUAGGUCCGUUGUUCAAAGAUCAAGCGUCUGUCGCAAGUCCUGCCGGUCCGGCUUCAGACUACCCACGCGUGUUGGAAUUGCAAGAGCUACUGCAAGCUUGCGAGGGAGAUCUCCGCGAAACAUACGCGCAUGCGCUGGAUCGCUGGCUUGCAUACAUGGCCGUGCUCGAGACGACUGCUGAAGCAGAAAUUCAUCUUCUUUUGGUCUGGCCCAUAGAAGUCGAUGCUGAGGUUUUGACUCUACUGUCGUGUCGAGAUCCUUUCGCCUUGAUAAUCCUCGCCCAUUACGCUGUCUUGAUAAGCUUGCGGCCAAAUGCUUGGUGGGCUGCCGGAUGGCCCGUCAAGAUCUUGGACGCCAUCAUCCGUUCUCUGGAUCCCGAAUGGUACCGCUUUGUAGAGUGGCCCAGAGCCAAAAUCAAUCAUCACGACUUGUCCCUCUUUGGGGAUCAAGCUCCAUCUAUUGAUGUCGAGAUGGUCAAUUGA